AUGGUGAAGCUUACGAAACGGGCGCAAGCGCUUUUAGGGCUGGGCGCGUUUGGUGGCGGGCUGGCAUAUUACUAUUAUUGCUAUUUGAAUAAUCAAUGUCCGGUGAAUAAGAUACCAACGGCGAGAGAAAAGCCUAAAUCGUGCCAGUUUCAAAACGCGCCCCCUGUAGAGACGUUAGAGAAGUGUGGCAGCCCGGAACCGGUUGAAAGUGACAAACAAUCCAGUGAGCAUGCUCGUGUACCCCAGAACCAUUUCUAUGGCUUCGGCAAUCCAAGACACAAUGUUAUCCUCGUAAGACGUGGAGAAUUCAACUUCAGAGGGAAAGACCCAAAAACCCGCGUCCUUACAAAAAUUGGUCAAAAACAAGCGAAACUAACAGCGGCGAGGCUGGGAGAUCUGCCCGCGCCAUGGCAGGAGCUGGUCGCUUCCACGUCAGUACGAGUGAAAGAGACAGCUGAAAUCAUAGCUAAAGAAACGAACCUGGCCAUCAAGUACUCCGAUCUGAUAUCUGAGGCGGACCGACACAUCCCGGAACAAAAAGAAAGAAUGGAAAAGGCAUACCAACACUACUUACGCGCGCCGCCGGAGGACCAGAAAGAACAAACGUUCUCAAUACUCGUCUGCCACUCCAACGUCAUACGGUACUUUGUAUGCAGGGCCCUUGGCUGUCCAAUUGAAAACUUACUGCACAUGGGUCUCUACCACGGCUGUAUCACGUGGAUCUCGAUCAAGCCCAACGGGGACAAGAUAGUGUGGACCGUGGGCGAAAUCAGCCACAUACCGAGCAAAUAUCUGACCUACGUCAAUGAAUACUAGAACCAUAGAAUAAGGAAUAAUACUACGUAUAUAACGGCAACCCUCCUCUCCCCACCAGCGGCUGAGCUACCUCCCCCCC
This is a messenger RNA of Pectinophora gossypiella (pink bollworm), 895 nucleotides long. RefSeq names its product serine/threonine-protein phosphatase Pgam5, mitochondrial-like. The coding region runs from base 1 to 816 and encodes 271 amino acids. Gene Ontology annotation, cellular component: mitochondrion. The record is from RefSeq and is a predicted model, not a curated record. Lineage: Eukaryota; Metazoa; Arthropoda; Insecta; Lepidoptera; Gelechiidae. The transcript is spliced from 5 exons. Gene Ontology annotation, biological process: positive regulation of mitochondrial fission.